Molecule: messenger RNA, 9032 nt
Organism: Scophthalmus maximus (turbot)
Lineage: Eukaryota; Metazoa; Chordata; Actinopteri; Pleuronectiformes; Scophthalmidae
Gene: col5a1
Product: procollagen, type V, alpha 1
Exons: 66
Coding region: 372-6512 (2046 amino acids)
Molecular function (GO): extracellular matrix structural constituent
Source: RefSeq, a predicted model, not a curated record
UGGAGGGGCUCUAUGUGACGACUGGAGGGAGGGGGCAACACACUUGAGAUCGGAGGAGCAGCGGCGCAGGACAGUUCAGACGAGCAGAGAGGAGAGGAGCAGUGCGGGAGAGACGGUGCCCAUCCGUCAACUAGCUGGAGGAACCCCACACUCACGUUCCCUUAUGGCUGCUUGAGAGAUAACGAUACACCCCCCCUCCCCCCUUCUCUCUCUCUCCUUCUCUGGGACUUUUUUUUUUUCUUCUUCUUCUCCUCUCUUUUCCUUUUCUCUUUUGGAAGUGUUGUCCGAGAAGUUCGUCGCGCGCCUCAUCGGUCGCUCCAAAGUUGAACAAGAGAACGUGAAUCCACUUGCCGCGGACGUCUCCGGCGGCCAUGGAUACCCAUAUAAGAUGGAAAGUUAAACCGAGGUUAAGGGACGCCCAGGUCGCCGUGGCGGUGAUUCUGCUUUUUGUCACAUCGCAAGCGAGCUCAGCGGAACCAGCAGACCUCUUGAAGAUUUUAGAUUUUCACAGUUUACCCGACGGUGUAACAAAAACGACGGGUUUCUGCUCACAUCGGAGGUCAACACAAGGACCCGAUGUGGCUUACAGAGUAUCCAAAGACGCCCAGCUCAGCGCCCCGACCAAACAGCUGUAUCCAGGUGAUGUGUUCCCAGAGGACUUUUCCAUCUUGGCCACGGUGAAGCCCAAGAAGGGCAGCCAGUCCUUCCUGCUGUCUGUGUACAACGAACAGGGCAUCCAGCAGCUCGGAGUGGAAGUGGGACGCUCCCCCGUGUUCCUGUACGAGGACCACACAGGCAAACCCAGCCCCGAGGACUACCCCCUCUUCAGAGGAGUCAACCUAGCUGAUGGAAAGUGGCAUCGAGUGGCCAUCAGCGUGCACAAGCAGACCAUCACCCUCAUUCUGGACUGUAAAAAGAAGACCGCCCAGAAGCUGCUCCGGAGCCCCAACCCCAUCAUCGAUACCAAAGGAAUUAUAGUGUUUGGAACGAGGAUACUUGAUGAGGAAGUCUUCGAGGGAGACAUCCAGCAACUAAUGAUUGUAGCAGACCACCGCGCUGCCUAUGACUACUGUGAGCACUACAGCACCGACUGCGAAGUGGCAGUGCCCGAUCAGCCUCAGAACCAGGACCCCAACACAGAUGAAUAUAACACAGAGGAGGACAGCUACUAUUAUGAAUACCCUUACUAUGAGGACGUCGACGGCAAGCCUCAGGAAUCAACCGGCAAUGCUGAGAACACAAAGGAAGCCAAGGUGACGGAAACAGAUGGAGACAGUGUGGUGACCGCAGUGGAGGAGAUUUUGAGUGGUUCUGGUGGCAAAGUCUUGACCUCCAUCUCCACAAGCUCGUCCUCUGGCCCGUCCUCCGGCUCAUCCGCCAGCGCAUCCUCCGGCUCGUCCGCCAGCUCAUCCACCGGCUCGUCCAGCAGCUCUUCAUCGAGCUCCUCCGGCACCGCCACCGGCGGAGGAGACGCCUACGGGGAGGAGACCAGCCCUUACGAAAGCUACGACGGCGGCUAUGGUAACUACGAGACCUACUACGACGAGUCCACAGCGGUGCCCGAUGGCGACGACACUCGACGCGUCACCAUCACCAGCGUUGGCACCGGGGGUGAGCUGGAUUUGGGAGCAGUGGGGAAGGUUGACCUGGGUGCAGGGGGCGUCAUUGAGAAGAGCGUCAUCACCACUGGAACGGGAGCUGCAACGACCAUCAAUGCCACAUCAGUGGGAACGUCCUACGAUAACUAUGACGACGGAUAUGACUAUGGCGUGGACGGCCAUUACACCACUGGUGGAGGCGGCGGUAGCAGCAGCAGCACCGUGCACAUCGGCGGCGGCGGCGGCGGCGGCGGCGGCAGCAGCAGCAGCAGCACCGUGCACGUGAGUGGUGGCGAUGGCGGUGGCGGCAGCAGCAGCACCGUGCACAUGAGUGGCGGAGCCGGUGGCGGAGCCGGUGGCGGCGGAAGCAGCAGCAGCAGCACAGUUUUGGUCAGCGGCGGAGGAGGCGGGAGCAGCAGCAGCUCCACCAUCACCAUCGGAGGUGGUUCUGCCGGAGGAACUUCCGUGUCUGCGGGAGGAUCUUCUGCUGCUGGAGGUGGUGCAGCCAGCGCCGGCACCGGAGCCGGCGGGUCCAUCGCCACCGGAACGGGCCUGGGCGUGGAGGGCGAGGGUGACUACACCGACCUGGAUGGCUUCAAGGAGGAGCACGUCACGGACGACUAUGGCGAUUUGGGGAACUACGACGCCUAUGACGAGCUGGAUUACGACAAAGAGCGCAAGCCGCUGCCUGCUGAGACCAAUGAAUAUUACGGACAGGUCGACGGAGCACGCGGUGAGAAGGGACAGAAGGGAGAGCCUGCUGUUAUUGAGCCUGGCAUGUUGGUGGAGGGUCCGUCUGGGCCUGAAGGGCCAACAGGUCUGCCCGGACCCCCGGGUUCUUCUGGCCCACCAGGCAGCGCUGGAGAUUCUGGAGAGAGGGGUCCUCCUGGUCGUCCUGGUCUUCCCGGUGCUGAUGGUCUGCCGGGACCCCCUGGCACUGUCCUGAUGCUGCCUUUCCGGUUCAGCUCUGGAGGUGACUCUGGACAGAAGGGACCUGCUGUGUCAGCACAGGAGUCCCAGAUGCAGGCCAUCAUGCAGCAGGCUCGGCUGGCUAUGCGUGGCCCUACUGGUCCAAUGGGUCUGACUGGCAGACCUGGCCUCCUGGGUCCACCUGGUGUAUCAGGACUGAAGGGAGAGUCUGGAGAGUCAGGACCCCAGGGACCACGUGGGCCUAUGGGAUCCCUUGGACCCAGUGGAAAGCCCGGCAGAAGGGGUCGGUCCGGAGCUGAUGGUGCCAGAGGCAUGCCAGGACAGUCUGGACCCAAGGGAGACAGAGGGUUUGAUGGUCUGGCUGGACUCCCUGGUGAAAAGGGACACAGAGGUGAACCUGGCCCCUCCGGACCUCCUGGGGGUCCUGGAGAGGAUGGAGAGAGGGGAGAUGAUGGAGAGAUCGGACCCAGGGGACUUCCUGGUGAACCAGGGCCCCGCGGUUUGCUGGGACCAAAGGGACCUCAGGGACCUCCCGGGCCCCCUGGUGUCACUGGAAUGGAUGGUCACUCUGGACCCAAAGGAAACAUUGGACCUCAAGGAGAGCCAGGACCUCCUGGACAGCAAGGCAACCCAGGCACCCAGGGACUCGCAGGGCCCCAAGGAGCCAUCGGCCCUCCGGGAGAGAAGGGUCCCACUGGAAAGCCCGGCUUGCCAGGAAUGCCAGGAGCCGACGGCCCACCGGGUCACCCUGGAAAGGAGGGGCCUCCUGGAGAGAAAGGACACCUGGGCCCCUCUGGCCCUCAAGGACCCAUCGGUUAUCCUGGGCCCCGAGGUGUGAAGGGAGCUGAUGGUGUGCGUGGUCUCAAAGGACACAAGGGUGAAAAGGGAGAAGACGGCUUCCCAGGCUUCAAGGGAGACAUGGGUAUCAAGGGCGACAGGGGAGAGCUCGGACCCGCAGGACCCAGAGGAGAGGACGGUCCAGAGGGGCCCAAGGGUCGCUCGGGUCUCCCAGGAGAUGCCGGUCCCCUUGGCACGAGUGGUGAGAAGGGUAAACUCGGAGUUCCUGGAUUGCCAGGAUACCCAGGAAGACAAGGACCAAAGGGAUCUCAGGGUUUCCAAGGUUUCCCUGGCGCCAAUGGAGAGAAAGGAACUCGGGGAACAGCAGGAAAGCCUGGCCCACGCGGACAGAGAGGACCAACGGGGCCUCGGGGAGAGAGAGGAGCAAGAGGACCAACAGGAAAAGCUGGACCAAAGGGUAACUCAGGAAAUGAUGGCCCACCAGGACCUCCCGGCGAGAGGGGUCUGCCAGGGCCUCAGGGACCAACAGGUUUCGCGGGACCAAAGGGUCCUCCUGGACCUGCAGGCAAAGACGGACUGCCUGGACAUCCCGGACAGAGAGGAGAGACUGGAUUCCAAGGCAAGACUGGCCCUCCUGGUCCUCCAGGUGUGGUUGGACCUCAGGGACCAACAGGUGAGACUGGACCAAUGGGAGAUCGUGGUCACCCUGGACCCCCAGGCCCACCUGGUGAGCAGGGUCUACCUGGAUCUGCAGGAAAAGAGGGAGCCAAGGGUGACCCCGGCCCUGCUGGCCCAGCGGGUAAGGACGGUCCACCUGGGCCAAGAGGUUUCCCCGGAGAGAGAGGUCUGCCUGGCCCUGUGGGGGCUCAUGGUCUGAAAGGCAAUGAGGGUCCUCACGGCCCACCUGGCCCUGCUGGUUCUCCUGGUGAACGUGGUCCUUCUGGCCCAGCCGGACCCACAGGUCUUCCCGGACGUCCUGGCCCCCAGGGGCCCCCAGGCCCUGCUGGAGAGAAAGGAGGACCGGGAGAGAAAGGACCUCAAGGCCCAGCUGGAAGAGAUGGUAUUCAGGGACCCGUGGGUCUGCCAGGACCUGGAGGACCUCCUGGACCACCUGGAGAGGAUGGAGACAAGGGAGAGCUUGGAGAGCCAGGCCAGAAAGGAAGCAAGGGUGACAAAGGAGAACACGGUCCACCUGGUCCCACUGGCCCUCAAGGACCUGUUGGAGCUCCUGGUCCCGCUGGUGCAGAUGGUGAGCCUGGUCCCAGGGGUCAGCAGGGUCUGUUUGGCCAGAAGGGAGAUGAAGGCUCAAGAGGCUUCCCUGGACCUCCAGGUCCAGUUGGGCUGCAGGGCUUACCCGGACCACCUGGCGAGAAAGGUGAAACUGGAGACGUUGGUCAAAUGGGUCCACCUGGCCCCCCUGGCCCCAGAGGUCCCUCCGGACCCCCAGGAGCCGAUGGCCCACAGGGACCUCCUGGUGGUAUCGGAAACCCCGGCGCUGUUGGAGAGAAGGGAGAUGCUGGAGAAACAGGAGAGCCAGGUCUUCAGGGAGAAGUUGGCCCACCAGGUUCAAGAGGAGAGCGAGGAGAAAAGGGAGAGGGUGGGCCUGCUGGUACAGCUGGACCUCCCGGCCCUAAGGGACCCCCCGGAGAUGAUGGUCCUAAAGGCAGCCCAGGUCCAAGUGGUUUCCCCGGUGACCCCGGUCCUCCUGGCGAGCCUGGCCCCGCUGGGUUAGAUGGUCCAUCUGGUGACAAGGGAGAUGACGGAGAGCCGGGUCAACCUGGUUCACCUGGACCCACCGGAGAGUCUGGUCCCUCUGGACCACCAGGAAAGAGAGGCCCCCCUGGAGUAAACGGACCUGAGGGAAGACAGGGAGAGAAGGGAGCCAAGGGAGAGUCUGGCAUGGAAGGUUCCCAAGGAAAGACAGGUCCUGUUGGUCCUCAAGGUUCACCUGGCAAGCCCGGUUCUGAAGGUCUCAGGGGUAUCCCUGGCCCGGUUGGAGAGCAAGGCCUGCCUGGUUCUCCAGGCCCAGACGGGCCUCCCGGACCUAUGGGCCCUCCUGGUUUGCCCGGUUUGAAAGGAGACUCUGGCAUCAAAGGAGAAAAGGGACACCCGGGUCUUAUUGGUCUCAUCGGACCCCCAGGUGAACAGGGAGAAAAGGGUGAUAGAGGUCUGCCCGGUCCUCCAGGAUCGUCCGGUCUCAAAGGAGACAAUGGUAUUGCCGGUCCCUCAGGUCCUCUCGGUCCCCUGGGUCCUCCCGGAUUACCUGGUCCUCCCGGUCCCAAAGGAGCUAAAGGGUCAUCGGGUCAAACUGGACCAAAGGGAGAGAGUGGUACACCUGGACCCCCUGGCCCUCCUGGUCCUCCUGGCGAUGUCAUCCACCCACUCCCCAUCCAGGCUUCCAUGAAGGGCAGAACGCGCAGGAACAUCGACGCCAGCCAGAUGAUGGACGACGCCGCCAUGGAUGCCAACUACAAGGACUACGACGACGGCAUGGAGGAAAUCUUUGGCUCGCUCAACUCCCUGAAACUGGAGAUCGAACAGAUGAAGCACCCGCUGGGCACACAGAGCAACCCUGCUCGUACCUGCAAGGACCUGCAGCUCUGUCACCCUGAUUUCCCAGAUGGUGAGUACUGGAUUGAUCCAAACCAGGGCUGUUCUCGGGACUCCUUCAAGGUUUACUGCAACUUCACAGCGGGUGGAGAGAGCUGCAUCUUCCCAGAUAAGAAGUCUGAAGGGAGCAAAAUGGCAAAAUGGCCCAAAGACUCGCCAGGCACAUGGUAUAGUCACUACAAGAGAGGUUCCCUGCUCUCCUACGUGGACGCCGAGGGCAACCCGAUCGGCGUGGUCCAGAUGACUUUCAUGCGGUUGCUGAGCGCGGCAGCCAGGCAGAACGUAACGUACAACUGCUACCAGUCGGUGGCCUGGCACGACCAGGACCAGGACAACUACGACAAGGCCAUCCGCUUCCUGGGCUCCAACGAUGAGGAGAUGUCAUACGAUAACAACCCCUACAUCCGCGCCGUGGUCGACGGCUGUGCGUUGAAAAAGGGCUACGAAAAGACGGUACUUGAGAUCAACACACCGAAGGUGGAGCAGGUGCCGUUUGUGGACAUCAUGUUCAACGACUUUGGCGGCUCCACGCAGAAGUUUGGAUUCGAAGUGGGCCCCGUCUGUUUCGUCGGCUAAGACUGUUUACUGAGCAAAUGGAGAGAGAGAAAAAAAAAGAGCAUAUUUUUUUGUUUUCUCAGAAAAAAAAAAAAAAAAAAAGAAUUGAAAAAGGAAUAGGACAAUUCUAUUUGUAAAAAAUUCCAUAAAGCAACAAGUAUGAGCAAAAUGAAAUCAAGUUGAGGAUACAGUGAAAUUCUUUAGGAAUAGAGGAAAACGAAAUAACCUCAGUGUGCCUUCUCCAUCACAUGCAAGUUUUGAAGCUGGAUGUCAGAUCCUGCCUCCUGCGCGACACACUCGCAGACGUUAAAAACAAACACACCUAGCCGCAUGCCAUCGCACUUGAUUUAGACCUUCUCGUCCCAAAACAACGAAGGCGACCCUGAGAGCCGCAGCAAUCCCAGACGUUCGCAGUUUUUUGCCGUGGACUCCAUCUGAUUUGGCUCUUUCCUCCUCUUUGGUUUUGAUCUCAUGUUUCCCCUCGUCUCCCUGGCUUCUUCCACUCGUCUUUUGUUGGGUUGUUUGCUCAUUCACUACAGGAGCUCUGUUUGUGCAUAAUUGUCCUCCCCCCCAUUCUCUCGGAAUGGAUCUUUAUAUAUAAAUAUAUAUAUAAAUAUAUAUAAAUAAUUUUUAUGUUUGUAAGUACAUUCUGUAUAUUUUUCCUGGUAAUGUUUAUUGCUUCUGGCUUCAAAACAUGCAUGUGACUUUUUUAAUUGUGAGGUAGCAGAUGAUGGAUACAGGGAUAACAUCUAAAACUGUAGAAGUAUUGAGGAAUAGUGAGGAAAUUCGACUUGUAAAUUUAAAAAUAAACCCCAAAAAGACUAAUUGGGCAGUCCUGUCUUGUUGCAGUUGUGGAGCACAUCCUGUUGUAAUUUAAGAACGGAAUGGAAAUAAAAGACGAAAACAAGCUCUGUGAUAUUAUGUGACAGUUGAUUUGCAUAACAAACAAACAAAAAAGAAAAAACGAAAUACAUUCCUCCUUUUGUGGCCUUUGAACAGAACACCUACCCUGGUGGCAAUAUCAUUAACUUAAUAAACAGCUUCUUCUAUCUGACUAUGCGACGGGAGAUGAUGUCACAUUUGAAUGAAAACACAACAAUCAAAACCCUGGUGCUAUUUUCCCUCUUCUGUGGUGCUAUGUAUUUGUUGUUUGAAUGAAAGGAAAUCUGUGGUGAGAAUAUUCCAUCACCAGCAGCCCCUUGACUCUCUUCACCACCAUGUCGGACGCAGGUGGAUCUUUGCUGCAUCCAUCUUCUUGUUUCGUUUUGUUUCGUUUAUUAUUUUUUUUAACAUGUCCAGCAGUGGCGUGUUGCAUUCCAUUCCCCUACGUAUCCACUUGCAGAUAUCAGUGCAGCAUGGCGGCGCGAGCUGCCUCGCACAUGCGAGAUGUGUCUGACAACUUUUUACCAAAUGUUGGGGAUGAGAAAGAGGGAACUGGGAUGGCGCUGUUGGCCUUGCUUGUCGUUGCUCUGAGACGCUGCCAUGUCGGCUCUUGGUGCUGUCGGAUCACCUGCGCCACGUCAAACUGAUGGAGCUGAGAAGUGGAAAUGUUGAAAUUGGGCCAAAGGGUUAUGGUCCAAUGUCGCGUUUGGUGUAUGAAACCUUAAACCCUCUCCACCAAAGGUCAUCACGUUAAUAUUUAGCUUUGAGAGGCUUGAUUUUUUGUUUUCUUCUCCUUUUUUUUGUAUGGGAAACGUUCUUUUACUUUUAUCCACAGUAGAGGCAGGUAAUCAAAUUAGACAGAUUUGUCCAUGCAGCAUCAAAAAUGGCUUGUUUCGUUUACUAUUUUUGCCCUUAUUGUAAUUAUGCUCUUUGUUCAAACUAUGCACUCUCUAUGCUUAUGACCACUAAUAUCUACCACAGAAUUUAACAGCCCAUCAUACAUAGAUCCGUUUAGUUUCCUUUUAAAAAUUUUUAAACAUCUUCUCACAUGUGACUUGAACCAUUUCUGUUCAGACAACUCAAUAUUGCUUGUAGAUCCUUGGCUUGAUUCUUCAUUGUGAUGCAGUACACCCAAAUUUAAACACUUUGCUCUCAGAGUAGGAGACAAACUUUUUUUUUUUUUUUUGUAAAUUUCCAGAACCAGCAGCAAUGCUGCCAUUGUUUUGUUUCCUGUUUCAUUUUUGUAGAUUUUCCGUUGUUGUCUGUCUUUGUUUGUUUUCACAGUCUUGUCAAACCUGUGUAAGGAUAAGAGGAAAGAAGAUAUAUUGGUUUUCGUGUCAAUAAAUUCAAGUUUACUGUGGCCAUCCCACUCUUGUAUGUCUUUUGAAGCAUUAAAACCUAUCUGUAUGCAUGAAAUUGUAAGGUUUUUUUCUCUUGUUAUAAUUGUGUAGGGUGACAUGAUCUCCAGGCCACGUCUUAUUCACCGGGAUACGUCAGUGGUUUGUCAAUGCCACGGAUGAAGGGAAGAAACGGUCAUGUCCACAAUUGUGAAGUGGAGAGAAAAUGAUGAACUUGUAACUCUUACCAAAGCCAAUGUUCGUUUGUAGUAUAUUUAUUGUACUAUUUAAAAUAAAAAAAUAAAUGUUAAAUGACACCAUA